AUGAACGGCGGCCAGGGACGCACUCAGACGGAGGCGGGUAGUGGACCUGGGGUCGGUAAAGGGCCCGGCGGCGCGGGAGCCCAGCUGUCGCUCAUCACGCCGCCUGAGAAACCAGCUCAGAAGCUACAGAAAGUGUUGAACCUUGAGCGUGUUGAGGCUUUGGAUGUCUGGCUCAAAGCAACCAACACAAAAGUGACCCAAGUGAAUGGCCAGAGGAAGUAUGGAGGACCACCUGAAGCGUGGGACGGCCCCACCCCAGGAGUUCGUUGUGAGGUUUUCAUCAGCCAGAUCCCGCGGGACGCCUACGAGGACCUGCUGAUCCCUCUGUUCAGCUCCGUGGGGCCGCUCUGGGAGUUCCGGCUCAUGAUGAACUUCAGCGGUCAGAACCGCGGUUUUGCUUACGCCAAAUACGCCACGGCGGCCGUAGCCACCGACGCCAUCCGCCUACUGCACGGCCACAUGCUGGAGCCGGGGCUGCACCUCUGUGUCCGCCGCAGCACGGAGAAGAGACACGUGUGCAUCGGAGACCUGCCGGCCUCCACCAAACAAGGGGACUUGCUGCAGGUGCUGCAGGUGCUGGUGGAGGGGGUGGACAGGCUGUCCCUGAAGGCCGGGCCCGGCAUCGAGGGGGUGACGGCCAUCGUGGCCUUCACGUCCCACCAUGCAGCUUCCAUGGCCAAGAAGGUGCUGGUGGAAGAGUUCAAGAAGCUGUUCUUCCUCAACGUGUCCAUCAAGUGGCACUCGGAGAAACUGCCCCAGGACGAGCCGCGUCCCCAGAAAGCUCCGAGGCUCCAGCCGCUCUCGUCCCCGUCCCCGUCCCCCCAGAGCCAGCACUCCCUGCCCCCACCCCCCGGCCCGUUCCCCUCCGCCCGGCCGCUCUUCUGCCGGGCGGUGGGGGGCCCCAUCGCCCCCCAGCAGGCCCGGCCGGCCCGCCCGGCCUCCCCGUCCCCGGUGCUGCUGCUCCGCAGGAUGUGCGAGGCCACCGGCCUCGGCCAGCCGCUCUAUGAGAUCCGCUACAGCCACCCCGGCUCCGACGGCUUCAUGCACUUCAACUACAAGGUUCUGAUCCGCGGGGCCGGCCCCCCCUUCAAGGGCUGGGUGGCGGUCCUGCCAGAACCCAGCGCCGGGUCCAUGAUGGACGAGGCGGAGAAGGCUGCGGCCCAGCAGGUCCUCUACAAGAUCUACAGCCAGCAGCUGGCAGACUGA
Molecule: messenger RNA, 1206 nt
Organism: Cololabis saira (Pacific saury)
Lineage: Eukaryota; Metazoa; Chordata; Actinopteri; Beloniformes; Belonidae
Gene: dnd1
Product: DND microRNA-mediated repression inhibitor 1
Exons: 7
Coding region: 1-1206 (401 amino acids)
Biological process (GO): mRNA stabilization; negative regulation of miRNA-mediated gene silencing
Cellular component (GO): nucleus; cytoplasm
Molecular function (GO): mRNA binding
Source: RefSeq, a predicted model, not a curated record